CCCAAGCCCAGCAGCAGAAGAUUUUCAUUGGUGGAGAAGUUAUGCAGGUCCCGCCUUGGAGGACAGUGAUAGGCUAAACUGGCGUGGGGCGGUGGUGGUUGGCUGCCUGGGGACGGGUGCCUGGUCGUGCCUGUCAUAGUGGCUGGCGGCAGUGGCGGCUCUCGGGGCUGGGUUGUCAGUCAGUGAGAGGAGGGGGAAGAUGGCUCGCUGGGACCCGUUCUGCUAGGAAGAAGGGGGGCAGGUGGUGCUGCUACUCGGGAGGAAGCAAGCAGACGCCGUCGCUGUCGCUGUGAGCCGCACCAGCCUAGGCUCUGUAGUGGAGCACCGGAGCCGCUCUGGGCAAAACAAACAUACACCUGACUUCUGGGCAAGUAAGAAUUUUGAUCUACUUUUGGCAUUUAAACUUUAGUCAUAUCUAUGGAUUUUUGGAGCACCCUGGCUGCUGGUAUGUAGGCACUGCCGGUUAUGUGAAGAAAAGCAAUCAUCUUUGAAAAGUUUAUAUGCUGAAAAAGUAGUGUCUUCUGAAAAAAAAAAGAAAACGACAUUCAGAGAACUGUUGAAAAUAUUAAAGGAUUUUGCUGAUAAGAGACUGCCAAUUCCAGAAGGUCGAAGGUUUAGAACAGAUGUGGAAAGAUGUUCACUUCAGAGAAAGGAGUCGUGGAAGAAUGGUUGUCAGAGUUUAAGACACUACCAGAAACAUCUUUACAGCACUAUGCCACAAAUUUGAAAGACAAGAGUUCUUUAGUUUCAUCUCUCUAUAAAGUUAUUCAAGAGCCACAAAGUGAGUUGCUAGAACCUGUCUGUCACCAGCUCUUUGAGUUCUAUCGCAGUGGAGAGGAGCAGUUGCUUCGAUUUACACUACAGUUUCUCCCAGAACUGAUUUGGUGCUACCUUGCAGUCUCAGCCAGCCGGAAUGUGCAUAGCAGUGGAUGCAUUGAAGCUCUUCUUCUAGGGGUUUACAAUUUGGAAAUAGUUGACAAACAGGGACAUAGCAAAGUACUGAGUUUUACGAUUCCGUCUUUAUCCAAACCAUCUGUGUAUCAUGAACCUUCUAGCAUUGGGUCCAUGGCUUUGACUGAGAGUGCACUAUCCCAGCAUGGUUUGUCAAAGGUUGUGUAUAGUGGACCUCAUCCUCAAAGGGAGAUGUUGACAGCGCAGAAUAGGUUUGAAGUGUUGACAUUCCUUUUGUUGUGUUACAAUGCUGCCUUAACCUAUAUGCCCAGUGUAUCUCUUCAAUCACUGUGUCAAAUUUGUUCAAGAAUCUGUGUUUGUGGAUAUCCUCGACAACAUGUAAGAAAAUACAAAGGUAUAAGUAGCAGGAUACCACUUUCUUCAGGAUUCAUGGUACAGAUGUUGACAGGGAUUUAUUUUGCCUUUUACAAUGGAGAAUGGGAUCUAGCUCAAAAAGCAUUGGAUGAUAUUAUAUACAGAGCCCAGCUAGAAUUAUACCCAGAGCCAUUGCUGGUUGCUAAUGCAAUAAAGGCUUCCUUGCCUCAUGGUGCCAUGAAAUCUAGUAAAGAAGGUACAAGGUGUAUUCAAGUUGAAAUUACACCAACUUCUUCUAGAAUAUCAAGAAAUGCAGUAACCAGCAUGUCAAUAAGAGGUCAUAGAUGGAAAAGACACGGAGAUACUGAAUUAACAGGUCAAGAAGAACUGAUGGAGAUAUCUGAAGUUGACGAGGGAUUUUAUUCCAGGGCUGCGUCUAGUACCAGCCAGUCGGGUUUAUCAAACAGUAGUCACAAUUGUAGUAACAAGACAAGUGUAGGAAAGAACCAGAGACGGUCAGGAGGAAGCAAAACUGGAGGAAAAGAAAAAGAAACUACAGGGGAAUUUUGCAAAGAUCACUUUGCUCGAAAACAAACCCAGAGAGCCCAAAGUGAGAAUCUUGAGCUUCUCUCUUUGAAGAGACUUACUUUAACAACCAGCCAAUCUCUGCCGAAGCCUAGUAGCCAUGGUUUGGCCAAGACUGCGGCAACGGUAUUUAGUAAAUCCUUCGAACAAGUCAGUGGCGUCACAGUCCCACAUCAUACACCCUCUGCUGGUGGUUGUGGGACUGGGACAGAUGCCAAUAGGUUUUCUGCUUGUAGUCUCCAAGAAGAAAAGCUUAUUUAUGUGUCAGAAAGAACUGAACUUGCCAUGAAGCAUCCAUCUGGUCAGCAGAGACCUCCUAGUAUUAGCAUUACUCUGUCCACAGAUUAAUCUAUAACAUACUUUUCUCACAGUGACUCUGGAAAUACAACUUUGCUUCUUUAUGAAUGUGCCCUAGGUCUUUCAUCUCUGUUCCUGACAGGAGUCCUGCUAUCUGAUUCUGAAGCCUCCCUUGACUUUAUGAAAGGAAUAAUGUCUAGGUUGCAGCAAGUUGAAAUAUGGUUUCAUUAUUUGCAAGUUGUAUUUCUUCCCCUUGAUUGUGUUUUUCUCCCCCUUAGUUUGAGUUUUUUUUUUUCUUUGUAACUAUCUUAUUUGCUAUUGUUGCCCUAAGAUUGUCAGUGUGAUAAUAAAUUUUAGCAGGUUGUUUUACUGACUUGGUUACAUUUCAUAUGAGGUUGUGAGGUUAUGAGGUUUUUUGUUUUUGUUUUAAGUAAGUUCUAGUUUGGUAGCUACCUGUCUAGCUUUCAGAGUCAAAGGGAAUUUGUAUUCAUAGGAUCUGUUUUGUAAAGAAGGGGACAGAGGUGCAACUCUAGGAGUUCUAUAGCUGGCCACUCAGCAAGCCAGUGUGAAAAACAAGCAUGUUAAAAAAAAAGAAAACAACAACAAAAAAAAAACACAAAAAACUGAAAAUGAUGUAUACGAAAAUUGUCCAAUGAAGAAGUUUGUGACUGGAUUGUCUUUAAGAUUAGAAGAGUUUGUUCAAAGUACUGCAAAAGGUCUGGUAACUCAGUACCCAGAAUAUUAAAUUCCAAGGGAGGGUUAGUGGGAUUUCUGGUGUUAUAGUAUUAUCACUGAACAUUUUUAUAUUGAAAAUAAGAUUGGUGGUAGAUGUGUUGUUUUGAAAUGUUUGAUCUGGAUUUACAAGGUGAAAAAUCCAUUUUAAUCUCUAAGGUGUAAUAGGCCAUAAAGCUGAUUGACCCUGCUGCUCAACUUUGGAAGUUCUAGUUAGUUUGGAUUCCUAUCAUUUAGAACACACAUCAUGGAAGACUUCCUGGAAAUCGUUGUAAAUCUUGCAAUGCAGCUCUCACGAUACUAGUAUCAGCCACAUAACAUUGAGUUGUUUGUUUGAAAAUGAAGGAACCUAAAUAAGUGUUUGAGCUAUAAAAUGUCAUUAAAGAAAAUAUAGUGAAAUAUGGACAAAAGACACUUUUGUAUUAACUAAUUCAGGGUUCUUUAUGUCUGUGUUCUUAAAUUUAAGGUAUUAAAAAAAAUGAAAUGUUUUUCUUCUUUGUGAACAGACCUGUUUUAAAUGUUCUAAUAUUAUUCCCAACCAAAAGAUAAAAAUAAACUGGCAACAUGGCAGAGGCUGAACAAACUUGUAUGUAGCUGUAGGGGCCUGUGUGACCUCUAGAGAGGCAUAAAGGCUUGAUGUUUGCUAAUAGUGGUCAUUUCAGCUAUGAGUGAGGUUCUCUCUAAAGCAAAUAUACUUAAGUAAUAAUUCAGAAUGAGAGAGAAAGUAGAGCUGAGAUUGAGAAUAAAUUGGCCGGGGAAGGCCUAGGAAGCUAUCCACUUCCUGGGCUCUUUCUCUUUUAGUACACAGUUGUUUCUUUAUUCUUUGUUCUUGGCUGUGUUCACAAAAAGAGUAUACUAAUGCUUUCAUCUUGUUUCUGUUUACAUAGAGGUCAAAUAUAUUAAAAAUGUGUAUGUUUUGAAGAGUGCCAAAGCAUUUACACUCUGAAUAGAGUUUUGACCAUAAAUAUUUUGCCUACAAGUUUAAACCUAAUUCUUUGAAAAGUACAAAGUAAUUUUUAUCUCUUAGCCCUGAAUACAAUAUGGUUUAUAAUAAAAGUGAAUUUGAUUUUCUUUUUAGUUCCAGUAGUAGAAUGAAAUAAGAUCUAUUGGCGUAAAGUGUAGUCAAAAGCUUUAAGGCAACCAAUGAGGGAUGAUAGUGUAUUAAUUCAAUAGGAAUCCCAUGUACUAUUUCAAGUAUUUGUAAAAUGCACUGUGAACUUUCUGUUGUCUUUCUAUGAUCCCUUAACAAAGAAUUUUCCCUAUUCAUAGUUAUAGUGUUGAUAUUAUUAAGAAUUUAAAAGAUUGGCAUUUUAAGCAAGUUGAGGUGCUUAGGAAAUGUAAAAUAAAUUUGUUGAAAAAGCUGGCACAGAUAGAACUGAUUUUAAUAUUCUGCCACUCUAAUGGAACUUCAUUUUGGUAUCAUUCUAGACCUUUGCUACUCCUAUGGUUCAAGGACCAGGAAGUAGAAUCGAAAUCACCUGCCAUUUUGGUAAAAAUGCAGAAUUUCAGGGCCACUCCAGAUUUACUGAAUCAGAAUCUGUAUUUUAACAAGAUUUCUAAGUGAUUUUUAUACACAUUACAGUUUUAGGAAUAAGUAUCAAAGUGCAAACAAAUUACUUGUCCAAUACGUAGGAUUUUCAAUGACUUCACACUCUCCUAGAUCAAAUAUGUUAGACAUUUGAUUAUUAUAACUUCAUUGCCUUUGACACUAGUUAAUUUUUAAUAAUGUUGACAAAUGACUUCUUAAGUCUUCUAAUCACCUAAAUAUCUAACGAUCCUCAUUUAUUUUUGCAAUAAAAAUGUAACAUUCAAAGCUGAUGAUGCCUGUAAUUUUAAAUAUGAAAGAGGUACCACCCUUUUAUACAAGGCACAACAGAUUUUUAUGUGUAUAUUCUUUUUAAAAACCUCUGAAAACUGACUUAGUGGGGUGGUUCUGAACUUUUGCUACAAAUAAUUUACCCCCAGUUGAUCCUCUGGAAUGUGGAGUUAUGAUGACAAUAAAAUUCUUUUAUAGUACCUUUGAUACUAUUUCAAAUAAGGGUUAUUAUACAUUGAAAGUUUUUAUAGCAAUUAUGAAAAUUGGAAAAUGAUAACCGUGGCGACAAUUGUUACUAUCUUUAGUACUGUCUUGCCACCCAUCUUUGCAGUAUUAAAGUUGGGGUGGUUUUUGUAGGUCACUUUCCAAUAAAAAUACGAAUGGGCACAGACCUCCUCUCGGAUUGUACCUUUUUUUCCAUGAGAAAGACUUCAUACAAUAUUUGGGUCUUGUACCUUGUAGCUCAGAAGAUCUGAUCAGAAAUUGCUGCUCCAUUCCACAUUUAAAACCACCAGGGAUCCUUGAAAUCACUCAACCCUUCACUCUUGAAACCAACUGCCUGGGGUGUUCUAGUGAAGCAACACCUAAUAUUGGCCUUUUGGAAGCCACGAAACAAAAUGGACUUUUCAAAGGAGUGUCCCAGAGUACCCAGGGCAAAUGCCAUAAGAAAGCACCCUGGAGUCCUUGUACAUCACCAUGGAACUUGUUAAGGCAAGCACUGUAGGCAUGAAAGUAGAAAGUCUCAGUCCUUAAAUGAUGACUGAAUUUAGUUUUGAAAAAUCAGUAUUUCAUUGCCCUUCUUAAUUGUGAAGCGGCUGCACAGCCAACAUUUCUCAUUUUUUAAAAAAGCUGAAUUAAGGGAAAUGUAGUGUAUAAAACACAUAGAAAAAAUAAUCUCCAUUUUAAGGGAAUUUUUUUUCUAUUUGAAAAAUAAAACUAAUGUUAAAACUUAAAUUAGAGAGAAAAAUGUACUUCAGGACAUAAUUUUAAACAAAUAUUUAAACUAAGACAUUUUAACAUUUGAGACUAUAGACACAAUAAAAUUAUAUCAAAGAGAAGCACAUCGAGAAAAUAUACUCAUUAAAUAAUGUAACUAAAAUAUUUUUCUAAAACCACCUAAAAAAAAAAAAACUUGAUCGCAAUUAAACAUUGUAGAUAGGAAGUAAUGUAUAAUAGUGUCUUCCCAAUCUUUGGGUGAAAAAAAUAACUCUGGUCCUUUAAUUAACACGUACUUUUAAAUAUGUUGCUUUGUAAAAUUAUACUUAAUACUUUGAGUUAUUCAAAUUUGUGUUUAAUAUUGUUAAAUAUUCUUUAUCAGAGAGCAUAAAUAUGUGGUCUUCUGUACUUAGUACUAGUGCAUAUGUAAAGAGACUAGCAGUGAACAUUUUUGGAAGAUGUUUGUGUGUUUUGUUACAGUAGAGUUCAAGAGUACCUGUGUCUUAUAUGAAGUUUUUCAUAGUAAAUUCAAGGUCCUAUUUCACAUAUUGUUGCUUUCUCUUCUGUGGAGCUUAUUAUGUACCUCUUUUCUUUACUUCUAAUCAUGUAAUGAUACUAAUCUUUUCAUAGUAAAUAUAUUUGUUUCUCAUUAUAUUACUAGAGUUUACAUUCCUAAAGAAUAAACUAUGACUUUGUAUAUUUUUAUCUAUUUCCUACCUUUUUAAGGCUAUGGAAAUAAACUGGAUUUAGUUUUUUUAAGUUUUGUAUAUUUGCGUCAAUGUUCUCCGUAUGCAGUACUUUAUACAGCAAGUGUUGCCUGUUGUUUUAUUGAAAUAAAAACUGAAUAAAAAUUC
Molecule: messenger RNA, 6486 nt
Organism: Tupaia belangeri chinensis (Chinese tree shrew)
Lineage: Eukaryota; Metazoa; Chordata; Mammalia; Scandentia; Tupaiidae
Gene: HYCC1
Product: hyccin PI4KA lipid kinase complex subunit 1
Exons: 13
Coding region: 634-2199 (521 amino acids)
Biological process (GO): phosphatidylinositol phosphate biosynthetic process; protein localization to plasma membrane
Cellular component (GO): plasma membrane
Source: RefSeq, a predicted model, not a curated record